GGGCGGGGGAGAGGGUGGAGUGGCUGGGAGAUGGGAGGGUGGAGUGGGAAGGACGCAAAAACAGCAUCUAGGCGGCAGGCGGGGCUCCACUGCGCAUCUGGCCAGGAGUGGUCUCUGGGUCAGCGGCUGGGCAGCCACCCCAGAGACGCGUUUCUAGUGGGAAUUCAGGGGGGCCCAUUCACCGCCGAACCGUGGCGGCCUGUAGCAUCAGCUGGUGAGGGCAGACGCCAGCCUAGCAACACCGCCUAAGCAACCAGAACUCCUCAGAAAGCCGGAGGGAUCUGGGAAGAAAAAGAAGCCCAGGAGGAGAAAAGGGCUCCAGGGAGUUCUGCUUCUCAGGGUUCCCUCAGGUACUGUUGGAGACCCGUCACGUGGUAGCAAGUACAAAAUUGGAAAUGGCUUCCCCAGAACAAAAGGGCCUUGUCCCCUUCACCAGAGAAUCUCUUGAACUUAUGAAACAGCAUAUUGCUAAAAAGCACAGUGAGGAACAAAGAGAUUUAAAGCCAAACACUGACUUGGAAGUUGGAAAAGAGCUUCCAUUUGUUUAUGGGAAUCUCUCUCGAGGAAUGGUGUUGGAGCCCUUGGAAGAUGUGGAUCCAUACUAUAAGAAUAAAAAUACUUUCAUGGUAUUAAAUAAAAGUAGAACAAUCUUCAGAUUCAGUGCCACGUGGUGUACACUUUCUCCUUUCAAUUCAGCUAGAAGAACAACGAUUAAGAUUUUGGUGCAUCCCUUUUUCCGACUAUUCAUUUUAAUUAGCGUCCUGAUUGACUGCAUAUUUAUGUCCAUGACUGAGAUGCCAAAAUGGGGCCCAGCAAUACAGAAUAUUUUGCUUGGAAUUUACACAUUUGAAAUACUUGUAAAACUCAUUGCAAGAGGCAUCUGGGUAGAACCUUUUUAUUUCUUUGGUGAUCCAUGGAACUGGCUCGAUUUCAGUGUAACUUUGUUUGAGCACAUAACAAGAUACUUACUUCUUGGCUCAAAUACUAUAAUAUUUAGUAUUUCAAGAAAUUUGAGAAUUUUGAAAAUUAUUUCCCUAAACCAAGGUCUGAAGUCUUUCACAGGGAUCCUCAUCCACUGCUUGAAGAAACUUACUGGGGUCAUUUCCCUAACUCUGUUUUUUCUGACUGUAUUUUCUUUAAUUGGGAUGGGGCUCUUCAUGGGCAACCUGAAGCAUAAGUGUUUGCGAUGGCCCCAAGAAAACGAAACUGCAACCCUGCACAACAGAACUGAAAAUCCAUAUUAUAUGCGAGAAACAGAAAACUUUUAUUAUUUGGAAGGAGAAAGAUAUGCUCUCCUUUGUGGCAACAGAACAGAUGCUGGUCAGUGUCCUGAAGGAUAUGUGUGUGUGAAAGCUGGCACAAAUCCUGAUUAUGGCUUCACAAAUUUUGACACUUUUGGCUGGGCCUUACUUGCCCUGUUUCGGUUAAUGACGCAGGAUUACCCUGAAGCACUUUAUCAUCAGAUCCUUUAUGCUUCUGGGAAGGUCUACAUGAUAUUUUUUGUUGUGAUAAGCUUUUGGUUUGCUUUUUACAUAGCAAGUUUGUUCUUGGGCAUACUUGCUAUGUCCUAUGAAGAAGAAAAGCAGAAAGCUGCUGAAAAAGCUAAGAAGAUUGAGCCAAAAUUUCAGCAGACUUCGAAAGAACUUCAAGAAGGAGACAAAGCAGUUGAGACCAAGACCACACAAAUAGAAAUGAAGAAAAGAUCACCAACUUCUAUGAUCACUUCUUUGAAUAUGUUGGAUGAUGCUACUGCUGCUAUCAGACAUGAGGAAGAAUCUGAAAAAUCCAGGAAGAGAUGCCCAUUGUGUUGGCAUAGAUUUGCUAAAACUUUCUUGAUCUGGAAUUGUUCUCCCUGUUGGUUAAAAUUGAAAGAGUUUAUCCAUAUGAUUAUAAUGGACCCAUUUACUGAUCUUGUCCUUACCAUAUGCAUAAUUCUAAACAUAUGUUUUUUGGCCUUGGAAUGUUAUCCGAUGAAUGAAGAAACCAACAAUGUUCUUAGCAUUGGAAACCUGAUUUUUAUUGGAAUUUUCACAGCAGAAAUGAUUUUGAAAAUCAUUGCAAUGCAUCCAUAUGGGUAUUUUCAAGUAGGUUGGAACAUUUUUGAUAGCCUGAUUGUGUUCCAUGGUUUAGCAGAACUUUAUCUAGCUAAUAUUCAUGGAAUGGCUCUUUUUCGAACAUUCAGGGUGUUGAGAAUUUUCAAGCUGGCAAAAUACUGGCCAACGUUUAAGAUUCUGAUGCAGAUUCUUAAUAUCUCCUUGGUGGCCUUGAAAGACUUGGUCCUGCUGUUGUUCACAUUCACAUUCUUUUCUGCUGUGGUUGGCCUGAAGCUGUUUGGUAUGAGUUAUGAAGCAUGCGUCUGCAACAUAGACAAAGACUGUCGUCUCCCACGUUGGCACAUGCAUGACUUCUUUCACUCCUACCUGAAUGUGUUCCGGAUUCUUUGUGGAGAGUGGAUAGAGACUUUAUGGGAUUGCUUUAAGAUAGCUGGCCAAUUCGGUUGUAUUUCUUUUUACAUGAUGGUCAUUUUAAUUGGAAACUUAUUGAUAAUUUACCUGUUUCUGGCAUUGGUGAGCUCAUUUAGUUCCUACAACCCUGCAACUACUGAAGAGAACAACGAAGCAAAAAAUCUCCAGCGUGCAGUGGCAAAGAUUCAAAAAAGAAUAAACUAUGUGAUUUCUAAAAUAUUAUGCAAAAAACAAAAUGUUUCAAAGGAGAAAAUGGACCAUGCAAAUGCUGUAUAUGUUAAAGAGAAUAUUUCUGACCAUACCCUUUCUGAAUUAAGCAACACUCAAGAGUUCCUCAAGGAUAAGGAAAAAAGCAGUAGCACAGAGAAAAACACAAUGACUGAAAACGAGAGUCAAUCACUUAUCCCCAGUCCUAGUGCCUCAGAAACUGUACCAAUUGCUUCAGGAGAAUCUGAUAUAGAAAAUCUGGAUAAUAAGGAGGUUCAAAGCAAGUCAGGUGAUGGGAACAGCAAAGAGAAGGUAAAGCAAUCUAGCUCAUCGGAAUGCAGUACAGUUGACAUUGCCAUCUCUGAAGAAGAAGAAAUGGUUUAUGAACGCGAGAAGCCAAAGCAUCUGAAAAACGGUUAUAGAAGAAGAUCUUCACCUGGCCAACUUAGUAGAGCAUCCAAGAAAGGAAAAAUUUGGCAGAACAUAAGGAAAACCUGCUGCAAGAUAGUGGAAAACAGUUGUUUUAAGUGUUUCAUUGGCCUUGUCACACUGCUCAGCACAGGUGCUCUGGCUUUUGAGGAUAUCUAUAUUGACCAGAGAAAAACUAUUAAAAUCUUAUUAGAAUAUGCUGACAUGAUCUUCACUUACAUCUUCAUUCUGGAAAUGCUUCUAAAGUGGAUGGCAUAUGGUUUUAAAGCCUAUUUCACUAAUGGCUGGUACAAGCUAGACUUCAUGGUUGUUCUGGUAUUUUGUCUGAGCUUAAUAGGCAAAUCUCGGGAGGAAUUCAAACCACUUACUUCCAUUAAAUUCCUUCGGGCACUCAGAGUUCUAUCUCAGUUUGAAAGAAUGAAGGUGGUUGUGAGAGCUUUGAUAACAACAACUUUACCUGCUUUGAAUGUGUUUCUGGUCUGCCUUUUGAUCUGGCUGGCUUUUAGCAUCAUGGGAGUACACUUAUUUGCUGGCAAGUUCUAUGAAUGCAUUGACCCAACAAGUGGAGAAAGGUUUCCUAUAUCUGAAGUCAUGAAUAAGAGUCAGUGUGAAAGCCUUGUGUUUAAUGAAUCCAUGCCAUGGGAGAAUGCAAAACUGAACUUUGAUAAUGUUGGAAAUGGUUUCCUUUCACUGCUUCAAGUGGCAACGUUUAAUGGAUGGAUCGCUAUUAUGAAUUCAGCAGUUGAUUCUAUUGGUGUAAAUAGGCAACCUAAUUUUGAAGAGAACAUCUACAUGUAUUGUUACUUUAUCAACUUCAUUAUUAUUGGAUUAUUUCUUCCUUUGAGUAUGCUGAUUGGUGUUAUUAUUGCUAAUUUCAACACGCAUAAAAUAAAGCAGGGAGGCUCAAAUAUCUUUAUAACAGUCAAACAGAAGAAACAAUCCCGUACACUGAGAAGGCUGUUGUGUGAGGAGUCUCAAAAAACAAUCCGGCGCCCAGGAAAUAAAUUCCAAGGAUUCGUCUUUGACUUGGUAACAAGUGAAGUUUUUAAUGCCAUCAUUAUGGCUCUUAUCUGUUUUCAAGCAAUAACUAUUAUGAUACAAAGUGAUGAACAGAGUCAAAAUAUGGACAUUGCUCUCUGCUGGAUUAACUUAGUUCUUAUUAUACUGUACACUGGAGAAUGUGUACUGAAGCUCAUCGCUUUCCACUGUAACUAUUUCACCAUCGGAUGGAACAUUUUUGAUUUUAUGGUGGUCAUUUUCUCUGUUAUAGAACUAGUUCUGCCUAUAACGGUAGGAUACUACCUUGUGUCUCCUUCCAUUAUGGAACUGAUACGACUCUCACGGAUUAUCCACAUCCUGCGUCCUGGGAAAGGACCAAAGGUAUUCCAUGAUCUGCUGCUCCCUUUGAUGCUGUCUCUACCAGCAUUGUUGAACAUCAGUCUUCUCAUCUUCCUGGUCAUGUUUGUCUAUGCCAUCAUUGGAAUGUACAAUUUUGCUUAUGUUAAAAAAGAAGCUGGAAUUAAUGAUGUGUCCAACUUUGAGACUUUUGGCAGCAGUAUGCUCUGUCUUUUCCAAGUUACAAUAUUUGCUGGCUGGGAUGGGAUGCUCAAUGCAAUUUUCAACAGUAAAUGGUCUGACUGUGAUCCUGAUAAAAUUAACCCUGGGACUCAGGUUAGGGGAGAUUGUGGCAACCCCUUUGUUGGGAUUAUUUAUUUUGUCAGUUACAUCCUCAUUUCAUGGCUGAUCAUAGUAAACAUGUACAUUGUUGUUGUCAUGGAAUUUUUAAAUAUUGCUUCUAAAAAAAAAGCCAAGACAUUAAGUGAAGACGAUUUUAGGAAAUUCUUUCAGGUAUGGAAGCGGUUUGAUCCUGAUAGGACCCAAUAUAUAGACUCUAGCAGGCUUUCAGACUUUGCAGCUGCCCUUGACCCUCCUCUUUUUAUGGCAAAACCAAACAAGGGACAGCUCGUUGCCAUGGAUCUUCCCAUGGCUGCUGGGGACAGAAUUCAUUGCCUUGACAUCUUACUUGCUUUAACAAAGCGAGUUAUGGGUAAAGAUGUGAGGAUGGAUCAAAUGAUUUCAGAGAUGGAAUCAGGGUUUGUGUUAGUCAACCCUUUUAAGAUCACAUAUGAGCCAAUUACUACUACUUUGAAACGAAAACAAGAGGCAGUCUCAGCAACCAUAAUUCAACGUGCUUAUAAAAGUUACCGCUUGAGGCAAAAUGACAAAAAUACAUCAGAUAUUCAUAUGAUAGAUGAUGACAAGGAAGUUCAAGCUACCACAGAAAGAGCCUAUUUUGACAAAGCUGAGGAAAAGUCAACUAUUCAAAGCCAAAUCUAAUCCCACUUACCACAUUUUAAUCUUCUUCAUGUUCUAAAAAAUGGGCUUCCUUGUAUAUUUUAUGUCUAUGUUAUGGGAUUUACAUCACCAUUAGUAGGACUUAGUCACAAAUAAGCAAGUACAAUAAGUACUUUCUUAAGGUGGGAUAGUGUUAAAAAAUAACAGUGUUACAGGCCAUUAAAUCAUAAACUUGCCUACACAGAUGCCAACUGGGGAAGAGAAAAAGGCUGUUCUUAGAAACUUCCUUUGAGAUCAACCACAGAUAUUCUUGGGCUGAUCCAAACCAUGUUUGGUUGACCAGAGCCUUGGUUUUGUUUUUAUUUUCUUUUAUUUUUGGUACUGGGAAUUCAUAUUCUUUGAUUGUUUCUGGAUUCCUGGUUUUUCAUCUCUUUGGCUAGUUCUACCUAAGCUCUAGCUCUUCAACAGAAUUAAUUCGGAGAGUAAGAAGCAUAAAGGUAACUAUAAUUAUUGCCUACAUUUUCCUCAUUUUUUUCACAUUUAUACUUUUUCUAAGUAUACAUCUACUAAAAUGAUAUAUAUAGAAACUGUUAAUAGACUCCUGUAUUAUCUUAUCAUAUUUACCAUUUAUCAGUGAUGUAACAUUGAGUAGUAUGACCUGGCAAAUGAAAGUCAUAAUAUGAUUUAGAAGAGUCAAGGGUUGCCAUUAUGUCUAGGGAUUUUCACAGAGUCUUGAUGCUUACUUGGGAAACUGUGUCCACUUUGAAAUACUUUCCACUGUACUUUGUGGUUCUCUAUAACUUAGAGAAAAAAAAAAUGACCACUGAAACUGUGAGGAACCUGAAUAGGAGAUCAAAGUGUAAGUUUGUUGUUGGUGGUGUUAUGUAAUAUUAGUAUAUACAAAUUAGUUUUCACUUCCUCAUAUAUCUUUCUAAGUUUGUUUUUGCUGUUUUUAAUCCAUCACACACACCUCCUGUAAAAGGUUUUGCAUUUGAAAAACUUGAAAAUCCUAAAUAUUAAUUUUCACUAUUGAAAUUGUAUUUAAAAGAUAGACACAAAUAGUUGGUUUUCGACAUAAUCACAAAAAUGUAGCUACUUGCAUCCAUGUAGUAUGAGAUUCUGAUAUUUGUUCCCUUUGUAUGAAGAUUGAUUUCAAUGUGCCUACAAAAUCCUAAAGGAUUUGGAAAGAAAAUAUAUAUACUGUUGACUUAAAUGGCAAACUUCAAAUAUGUUGUAUGACAUCCAAUGUCACUUAAAUGUCAGUAAUUGUAUUUUAUUAUGAAUGCAUGAUCUUGAGCCUUAACUAUUAUAGCCUAUUUCUGCCCCUCAGAAAUGUAUUAACUUGACCAAGAUGCCUUUGGGGGAACCCUUAAGUAAAUGUAAUUUCAGGGUUCUGUUUCUCUCUAUAAGUGUUCCUUCCCUUUCUCCUCCCGUUCUUCAUCAUGUGAUGGGGACCAGUGAGGAACUAGUGUUAACUUGGUGACAUGGUGACAGCUGGUGCUUGAUCUAAAUUUUUUAGUUUUCUAUUUCUUAGAAAUGCUUUAAUGUAGAAACUGCUUCAGAUAUUUAAACUUAACCUUAACUUGCUUCUGUAAAUUCAAGACCAUUAACUGAUUUUAGUUUGAAAAUUGUAUCUUUUACUUGUAAACCAUGUUUGCCACUAACCUUCCAAAAACUGUGUAAUGAAUUAUUUUUAACAAAAUCUUACAAUAUAUUCUACAUUUUAGAAACUAUAGAAAAUAAUAAAUACAACCUGUUAAGUA
This is a messenger RNA of Lutra lutra (Eurasian river otter), 7159 nucleotides long. RefSeq names its product sodium voltage-gated channel alpha subunit 7 (gene SCN7A). The transcript has 25 exons. Gene Ontology annotation, biological process: neuronal action potential; sodium ion transmembrane transport; membrane depolarization during action potential. The record is from RefSeq and is a predicted model, not a curated record. Bases 396 to 5438 code for a protein of 1680 amino acids. Gene Ontology annotation, cellular component: voltage-gated sodium channel complex; plasma membrane; axon. Gene Ontology annotation, molecular function: voltage-gated sodium channel activity. Lineage: Eukaryota; Metazoa; Chordata; Mammalia; Carnivora; Mustelidae.